Molecule: messenger RNA, 967 nt
Organism: Carassius gibelio (silver crucian carp)
Lineage: Eukaryota; Metazoa; Chordata; Actinopteri; Cypriniformes; Cyprinidae
Product: myeloid-associated differentiation marker-like protein 2
Exons: 1
Coding region: 20-967 (315 amino acids)
Cellular component (GO): membrane
Source: RefSeq, a predicted model, not a curated record
UGUCUUGAUCUGACAUGUCAUGCCUUUUUAUCUUCCUCUGAAAGCAGCUCAUUUUCAUAACGCCUUCAGACCUGUCGAAGAGCCACUCCACGCCAAGAUGGAAAAGCCCAAGUUCUCUCUCUCGGCUCUGAAGAGCACUCGCGGUGCCCUGCACAUGCUGCAGAUCGUGAUGUGUGCGGUGACGUUUGCGGUGAGCUACGUCUGGGGUCACCCGCUUCACACCUACUGGAUCUACUGCAUGCUGGUGUGGGGUCUGUGUCCCAUCAUCUCGCUGGUCAUCACCAUAGUGGAGAUGUUCCUCAUCCACAAGCUGAUCCUGGGGUUCUUCAUGGACUGGGACGACUUCACGACCGGCAUGGCCAUGAUGGCGUCGCUCUGCACGUUCUCCUGCACGGUGAUGUUCGCCAACUUCUACAUCUGCCGGAAGUGCAUCUGGGGCUGGAUGGUCACCAUCCUCUCUGUGGUGUGUUGUGCGCUUUACUGUGCGGAGACGUUCAGGGACAAAUGUGAUGCGACACGCUCUGCAACAUACGUGGCUGCGCUUCCAGGCUUCAUUAAGAUUCUCGAGGCCUUCGUUGCAUGCAUCAUCCUCAUAUCCCUGAUUGGUUACGUGGGUAAACCGGCUCUGCUGUGGUGCAUCGUGGCCUAUGCUAUUCCCUUGCCUCUAACCCUCCUGACCAUCAUCGUCAACAUCUUGACCAAGUUAAAGAACUGUCUGCCCUUCAGCAUCGAUCGUUUCACAAUGAUUUUCCUGGUCAUAUCAAUUCUGCUUUACAUCUCUGCUGCUAUUCUCUGGCCCACCUACAGCUUCAAGGGAAACCCGCGGCCCAAAGACUGUCCGGGAAACAGCUGUGUAUGGAGCAUCCAGUUUGUUGUGACCAUCAUGACCUACAUUAAUCUGGGCCUGUAUGUUGCUGAUCUGGUUUUGACCUGCUUGGGUAUCUGUGGAUUCAAACGCUCUCAAUAG